AUGAUCAGAGAAAAGAGAGGUUGCAAGGAGGAUUUAAAUGGAUGUGAUUCUUCAAAAACUCUCAGAAGAAAAGAAGAGAGUGUUUUGAAUGGAAGACUGCACCAUGAAAUAGUACAAGAUAAGAUAGGAGGGAUCACCAAGACCAACUUCUUCAGGAGAAUGGUUUUAUCCAUAGUUAUGAUUUCAGGUUUUUUCUGGAUUUGUAUGAACAAUAAGAUAUACUCCUAUGCCUUGGUGAUCUUUCUAACAGUAUCCAUCAUAAAAGAAAUAAUAGGAAUCACAAGAAAAUCGGAUGGAAAGCCUUUCCACUUAAGAGUUUCAAUCAUUCUUGGGUUUGCUGUGCCUAUAUAUUUGUAUCUGGUCUUUCCUUCCAUAAUGAUGAUGUAUUUUUCUGAGGUCCUGAGAUACUUCUUCCGAAGAUUAUCCUCCAUAUGCUUCUAUAGCUAUGUGGCUGCGUUUAUGUGUUUUGUUGGUUCUCUUAGAAAGGGAAAGCUAAGGCUGCAGCUGGGAUUGUUCGCUCUAGUUAACUUAUCUACAUAUUCUAUGGCGAUGGUGGCUAAGUGUGCCAUCUUCAAUCUUAACAAGGGAAGAUUUUGGUUUGUGUUUCCUGCUUUGCUUGUAAUAUCCAACGACAUCUCGGCGUAUGCUGUAGGAAAGAGCAUUGGAAAGAGACCUCUGUACCGUCUGAGUCCAAAGAAAACACUUGAGGGAUUUAUAGGAGCAUUCAUUUUCACAACAGUUGUGGGAUUUAUAUUGGGAUACCUGCAUGUGAAUCGAGGGUUUCUAAGAGAUGAGGAGCCCAUCAAACUCCGGAAGUCGAUGAAGUUCAAAGUGUUCAGCGCAGUCUUCAAGAUACAGAGCAUAUACUUCCACAUCAUUCCAUUUAUUCUUGUGGCAUCUUUUGUAGCGCCCUUCAGCGGCUUUCUUGCAAGUGCGUUGAAAAGGGCCUAUAAGAAAAAAGACUUUGGAGAAGCCAUUUCCGGGCAUGGAGGAAUAGCAGAUAGGAUGGACUGCCAGGUAAUAAUUGCAAUUUUCACGUCCACAUACAUAAGCUCAUUCAUUUAUACGGAAGAUAAGUCCGUUGGAUCUAUUUUUAGCUUUAUAUGUAAAAACUUCAGUCCGGAAGAGAUAAUGAUUCUCAUCGAAAUGCUAAAUCGAAGAAUAUCAAGUAUAAAAAAUAAAUGA
Messenger RNA from Encephalitozoon romaleae SJ-2008, 1185 nucleotides. RefSeq names its product CDP-diacylglycerol synthase. The transcript has a single exon. The record is from RefSeq and is a predicted model, not a curated record. The coding region runs from base 1 to 1185 and encodes 394 amino acids. NCBI's taxonomy places the organism in Eukaryota, Fungi, Microsporidia, Unikaryonidae. Gene Ontology annotation, cellular component: endoplasmic reticulum membrane. Gene Ontology annotation, molecular function: phosphatidate cytidylyltransferase activity.